Planococcus citri (citrus mealybug) is the source of this 968-nucleotide messenger RNA. RefSeq lists its product as uncharacterized. Lineage: Eukaryota; Metazoa; Arthropoda; Insecta; Hemiptera; Pseudococcidae. The transcript is spliced from 5 exons. The record is from RefSeq and is a predicted model, not a curated record. The coding region runs from base 151 to 918 and encodes 255 amino acids.
CAUAUUUUGAGAAUAUUACGUCUCCCAGUUACCUACCUAUGUUGGAAAAUCUUAUACAUACUUAUUGCUGUAACUGUGUGGUUCAUUCGAGACAGACAUUUUUCUUUACCUACGUGAAUAGUUGGUCAAGUUGGAUUUAAUUUUUCCGCCAUGAAAUUAUUUUUCCUCGUGGUUUGUGCUUUGGCAUUUUUUGAAAGUUUUGUUUUCGGUAGUCCCGUUCUAAAUAAAAAUGGUAUUGUCGGUGUCAGUGAAAAAAACCUCCAGGAAUACAUAACCAAAGCUCUCAAAGGAUUCAAAAAUGUAAUGUUGAAAGGAGACGAAGAACUGAAGUAUCCUAUUAUGGAGCCUUAUAAAUUAGGAAAAAUUUCCCAGGAUUUUAUAGACCCGUCCGGAAAAAACAAACAUAGCGUGAAAGUGGGUUUAAAUCAAGCCAUUUUACAGGGACUUUCCAAUUUUAACGUAGAUUGGUUGGAAGUAAGCGCUAAAGAUAUGCGAUUUAGUUUAGAUCUUACUUUCAACAAUAUAGAAACCGAAAUGCCCUACAAACUAGACGGAUAUUUAUUCAAAGGCAUGAUGCCUGUAUAUGGCGAAGGACUUCUCAAGCUCUCUAGUCCUGUGCAACAGUUUCAAGUUAUAAUUGAUUUGGGUAUCGAGAAAGGAUUCAUUCUGCUUGAAAAUUUACAACUUCAUCGAUACGAUUAUGACACAAAUGCUAAAGUUACUGGUCUGAUGGAUCUACCGGAUAAAUUCGCUGACUACGUGCUGGAUGACAUUUUGGGCAGUAUUGUGAAUAAGCAUGGGGAUAAGGCAUUGCAAAACUACUUGAGUAACCUCAUCGAAGAGACUAUUGGUGGAAUGACCACAGAUGAGUUUUUCAAAUUUCUCGAUCAUUUUGUUAAGAAGUAUGACGAAAAAUGAAUGAAUUUACGUUAAAAUGAUUAUAUUUUGUGAAAAUAAAGGUACUAUUG